CAAGGACCAAAAUCGAUGGUGAUGAACCACAAUCAUUGUUGAUUGAUAUUUCAUCCAAUACAGAUCGAUCGAUUUCUGAAUUGGAACAAUCAGUCAAACAAAUGUCAAUCAAAGAAGAAUCACCAUCAAUGAAAACUUGUCAUGAUUCGGUGAUUCAAACCGGUGGUGCCAUUGAUAAAAAUCUAUUACAGCCUAAUAUUAUGACAACAUCGUUUGAUUCAUCGUUGAUGCAUUCUACAUCACCGGCUGGUAUGGCACAACAGCCACAAUAUUAUCAACAACAAAUACAAUAUUAACAUCAGAAAAAAUUGAAGAAAGACAAAAUGAAAUGCUUAAACAACAUGAAAUGGAACGGAUGAAACAUAAAUCGAGAAUUCAUGAGAUUCUAAAAGGACGAACACGUAAAGAUGAUUCUGGAAGCAAAAGUCCAAUCAAUAAUAAAAAUAAUGAAAAUGAUGAUUCAACAUCGGCGACAGAAUCAUCGAGUGAAUCACAACAUGGUCAUGGUCAAACACAAUCAUCGGAUUCAAGCCUUGAAACAACAACAUCAUCAUUGAAACCAAUCCCAAAUGGCAGUAAUAAUAAUAAUAAUAGUGAUAAUAAUAAUACAAAAACCAAUGGCCAUACAAAUGGACAUUAUGAUGAUAAUUUAUUGACAUAUUCCAUUUCUAAAACAAAUGGUAAUGUUAUUAAUCAUCAUUCACAAACCGAACAACAACAACAACAGGACUCAGAAGCUGCUGCUGCUGCUGCUAAUGGUUUCUAAUAAUAUAAACAAGAUGAAAAUAUUCACAAAAAAUUCAAAUUUGGCUCUUGUUUCCUUUUCUCGAUUCAUACAUCAAUUCUUUAGGUCAUCAUCAUAAUUAUCAUCAUCACUAUAUUAUCAUGAAUUGAUUAUCGUUGAUAUGAUAU
Messenger RNA from Dermatophagoides farinae (American house dust mite), 912 nucleotides. The record is from RefSeq and is a predicted model, not a curated record. Lineage: Eukaryota; Metazoa; Arthropoda; Arachnida; Sarcoptiformes; Pyroglyphidae.